CUUGCGCGUGCUCGUUCGCCCACGCUUGAACGCCGUAGUGCGUGAAGUGGUGUCCAGCGAUGUACACACUUAGAUGUGGUUUCAAGAAGAUAGCCGACAGUGAUGCUUUCUUUCGCAGUGCGAACAUAAAAAAGGGACACCUGUUGGUGGCUCAUGUGCACUGUGUUGAGCAGAUUGUUCAAGAGAACACCGUCUUCGUCAAGGCGAAGUGUGUGUCACAGGUGAACGACAACAUCGUUUACGACGUGGAAUUUGAGACAGGAUUGGUGGUUCUGCCGCAGCAGCCUUGGCUUUGCUGUAGCCCUGAUGGCCUUGUCAAACUUGGGGGCAAAACAGUUCUCAUCGAGAUAAAGUGCACUUUCAAGUUCAAGGACAGUCCAUUUAUUAACUAUGAAGAAAGGAUAUGCCAUCUCCCCUAUCUCACAUUCACCGAUGACACAAUCACACUCAAGAAAACACAUCAGUACUACACACAGGUGCAAGUGUCGUUGUAUGUACUCAAUUUACAGAGAGCACUCCUGUAUGUUUAUUCACCGAAUCAGUCAGUGAUAGUAAGCGUGACUCGAGAUGAGCUUUUCCUUUGGGAGGUUAUCCCAAAGCUGGAACAUUUUUAUUUCAAGUUCUUUAUUCCAGCAUUGUUUUAGCUUCCUAUUCUGAUUUUUGUUUCCAUGUUUAUAAUUUUUCGAUAAAGUAUGUUGAUAUCCUGCUUCUGUGAUCACUUGAAUCAAUGUUAAAUAAUGUUUAAGUCAGUAUAUUACCUGU
Molecule: messenger RNA, 762 nt
Organism: Dermacentor albipictus
Lineage: Eukaryota; Metazoa; Arthropoda; Arachnida; Ixodida; Ixodidae
Source: RefSeq, a predicted model, not a curated record